UUACAUUUUAAGGAUCAUAAUUAAAAUCCAUUAAUGAUAUUUGUAACAAUUUUGACCAAUUUUAACUUCACCUCUUGCAUGAGCCUAUUCCCGCCAUUUUGAGAGGCGAAUGUUUUUCACGAAGCAGUAACGUAGAAGUACGGUAUAUAGUCGAAUAUCUGGAAAUGAGUGAUGUUCUGGAAUAUCCCGAUGCUCUUCAGGAGGUUCGGGGGGCUAUGAACCCUGGACGCUUAAAACUACAGAGCAACUUGGUCAUUUUCAAGAAUAUCAAAACUGGUCGUGUUGAGCAGUUUCCGUCCAGUGAAGUAGUCAAGGCCCAGUGGUUGUGCAGAGCCAGAGGUUACUGCCUGAAACUCAGACUGGAAAAUGGAUCCAUACAUAGAUUUGAUGGCUUCAAAGAGUCGGACUUUGAAAAGCUAGCACCAUUCCUAAGUAAAUAUUAUCAAAAAGAUCUGGAAAAAGUAGACCUGUCAGUGAGGGGCUGGAAUUAUGGUGUUGCAGACUUCGUAGGGAACUCCUUACAUUUUAGCGUUCAUGACAAAUUGGCAUUUGAGAUUCCACUAUCAAAUGUAUCCCAUGCAACAACAUCAAAGAAUGAGGUGACAUUGGAGUUCCAUCAGAAUGAUGAUGCACCUGUGUCGCUAAUGGAAGUCAGAUUUCACAUUCCAUCCAGUUCUGACAACCCAGACAAGGACCCUGUGACUGAAUUUCAUCAGAAUGUUCUGGAAAAGGCAGAUAUUAUCCAGGCAACUGGAACUGCUAUUGCUACAGUAGAAGAGAUUCAAUGUCUUACACCAAGGGGUCGUUAUGAUAUCAAGAUUUAUCCUACAUUUCUACAACUCCAUGGUAAAACAUUUGAUUACAAGAUUCCGUAUAAUACAGUACUGCGGCUGUUUCUGUUACCACACAAAGAUGGAAGACAAAUGUUUUUUGCGGUGAGUUUGGAUCCACCAAUCCGACAAGGUCAGACUAGAUAUCCCUUCCUAAUUCUACUUUUCAACAAAGACGAGGAGACAUCUUUAGAGCUAGGAUUAUCAGAGGAAGACAUUCAGGAGAAGUAUGAAGGGAAACUGACAAAAGAGAUGUCUGGACCAAUGUAUGAAAUAGUUAGCCGCAUUAUGAAGGCUUGUGUGAAUAGGAAGAUUACAGUGCCUGGCAGCUUUAUUGGGCACUCUGGAACCCAUGCCGUGGGCUGUUCCUAUAAGGCUGCUACUGGGUUUCUCUACCCUCUUGAGAGAGGUUUUAUGUUUGUCCACAAGCCUCCCAUACAUGUCAGGUUUGAUGAAGUGGCCAAUGUGAACUUUGCUAGGAGUGCUGCAAACACAAGGUCCUUUGAUUUUGAGGUGGAGACUAAGUCGGGAACAAUCCACACAUUUGUAAAUAUUGAAAAAGAUGAAUAUGGAAAGCUUUAUGACUUUGUCACCUCCAAAGGGCUGGGUGUGAAGAACAUAGGAAGCAAGAAGAUGACUGAUGACAAGUAUGAUGAACUGCUGGACAGUGAGGAUGAGGAUGAACAUGAUGUCUACUUGGAGAGAAUGAAACAAGAAGGAAAAGAAAGGGCGGAAGAUGAUGAUCAGGAUGAUGAUGAAGAUGAGGAUGAUGAUGAUUACGUUGCCCCUGAAAGUGGAAGUGAAGUGGCAGAAGAAUUUGAUACAGAUUUCACAUCUUCAUCAAGUGAAGAUGAAGAGGGUGAUGGAGAUGAUGACAAGAAGAAAGAGAAAAAAGAAAAAAAAAAGAAAGAGAAAAAAGAAAUGAAAACUAAAACAGUGCGUGAGGGACCAAGAAAGAAGAGGAAAAAAGAGAAAAAAGAUCCCAAUGCUCCCAAACGUCCACAAUCUGCAUAUUUUCUGUGGCUCAAUGAGCAUAGAGAGCAGAUCAAGAGAGAAAACCCUGGGAUAUCCAUUACUGAAGUAUCAAAGAAAGCUGGAGAAAUGUGGAAGGAAGUCACAGACAAAACGGAGUGGGAACAGAAAGCUGCUGCUGCUAAAGCUGAAUAUGAGAAGGCAAUGGAGGCAUACAAAGCAGCCAAAGCAGAUGCAGAUGAGGAAGACGAAGACUCUGAAAGUCCAAAGGCCAAGAAGUCCAAGAGCCCAAAGAAAAGUUCAAGCAGCACAAAGAGCCCCAAGAAGGAAAGCAAGGCUGGGGCUGGGGGAGAGUACAAAAGUAAGGAGUUCAUCUCCAGCUCUGAGGACUCCAGCACAGACAGUGAUGAUAAACCACUUAAAAAGAAAACCAAGACAGAAAAAGAGAAGAAGCCCAAGAAAGAGAAGGAAAAGAAAGAAAAGAAACAGAAGAAAAAGGAAGAAUCUGAAUCAGAAAAUGAAGAGCUUCCUGACGAUGAGGAAAUUCUCAGCACACCUCCUUCUUCUGGUGCAGGAUCUGGGUCAGGUUCUGGAUCUGAUGACGAUGAAGACGAUGACUGAGUAAAUUUUAGCAUGCAUCUACUUAGAUAUGUAAAUUCUUCUGACCAUUUGGAGAUUUCCUGCAUCACCAAACAUUGUGUGAUAGACAAAAAGAAAAAGUUAACACAGUUUUUGUGGCACAGUGUCAUUAUUGUUCUCACAAAGGGAAACUAAAAAGAUUUGAGUGAACCAGUAAAAGUGAAAUGAUUUAUCACACUGAACAAAGCCUGAAUGGUUUCAGUUCCCUGGUAUAAGAUGGAGUGACUUUUGCCGUUGGGAGCAUGAUGAAAAACUGUAGUAGGAACAUUUUCUUCAGUGCUAUUAUAAACAAAAUCUGUCAUUGUCUACGUACAUUGACUUUUUGUAAUCAUUUUUGGACCAUCAGUUGAGUAUAGAUCUGGAAGCUUAUUAAAUGUUACACAAAUAAGGACACAUUUUGUUUGUCUACCCCAAUUUCCAGUUGCUUUUAUUUACACAAUCAGAAAACUUCAUCUUGGCUUGACACUAAUUAUUGGCUAGAGUAUUAUGGACUAUGUGGGGCAUUUGCCACUGUCGCAAACAUUAAAAAUGCACCCAUUUUCUUAGCACUUUUAAAUCUCUAGUACUUGCUACCAAACGGGUUUUAAAGAUCACUUCUUUCCACAGUAUUUGAGCAUUCCAAAUACCUUUUAAAGGAUGAAGCUUUCUUAAGUAAGUUAAAAGAACAAAUCUCAUGUAUUGAAAUUAUUUGCCAUCAUUUUAGACUUCUGCAGUUAAAAAAAAAAAUUUUUUUUUUCAA
Messenger RNA from Lingula anatina, 3180 nucleotides. RefSeq names its product FACT complex subunit SSRP1. Gene Ontology annotation, cellular component: nucleus; FACT complex. Gene Ontology annotation, biological process: regulation of chromatin organization. The record is from RefSeq and is a predicted model, not a curated record. NCBI's taxonomy places the organism in Eukaryota, Metazoa, Brachiopoda, Lingulata, Lingulida, Lingulidae. Gene Ontology annotation, molecular function: DNA binding; histone binding; nucleosome binding.